This is a messenger RNA of Mus musculus (house mouse), 8384 nucleotides long. RefSeq names its product Rho/Rac guanine nucleotide exchange factor 2 (gene Arhgef2). Lineage: Eukaryota; Metazoa; Chordata; Mammalia; Rodentia; Muridae. Gene Ontology annotation, biological process: cellular response to muramyl dipeptide; cell morphogenesis; positive regulation of transcription by RNA polymerase II. Gene Ontology annotation, cellular component: Golgi apparatus; cytoplasm; cytoplasmic vesicle. Gene Ontology annotation, molecular function: guanyl-nucleotide exchange factor activity; small GTPase binding; microtubule binding. The record is from RefSeq and is a predicted model, not a curated record. Bases 2788 to 5715 code for a protein of 975 amino acids. The transcript is spliced from 22 exons.
UCCAGGCAGGUAGUACAGAGAGCUGUGCGGUAGGAACCUAUCACAGCUUUAGAAUAUGUCUGCAGGCACACUGUUCUUUCUGGAGUGGCCCUUGCCAGGCGCGGUGUUCUGGUGUCUGCUAGUCUCCUUUUACUUACUUGUUUGUUUUUAUUUAAAUUUGUCAUAAAUAUUCAUACUCUAGAUUGGUGUCCUAGAGAAGCGUGGGAGGGCAGAGAGGUGAAGAGAGAGAGAGAGGGAGAGAGAGAGAGCAUGUGGCAAGAGAUAUUUAGGCUUGGCCUUUGAAGUCCAAGGAGGUGAAUUUGAGGUGACUUUGAUCUUAAAAAACAAAAACAAAAACAAACAAUUAAAGAGUUCCCACAAGGCAGCUGGAGUGCCAAGCAGUGGGAGACUUUCCUAUUGAUUCAGGUAGGUAGGAGCCACUAGAGCAGGGAAUGCUGAAAUGGCCCAUACUAGAGUCUGCAGGAGGAGUGUCCCUCAGAGGAGGAGCCAGCCGCAGGGACAGGGAGGGAGGACCAUCCCUUAGAGAAGUAGAUGCAUGGCUGAGAGAGACGGUGCAGUGUAUGGAGGAGUGUCUGCAGCAAGAGCGGGGACAGGAGAGAGGACCAAGAUAAGGAGAGAAGAGAGCAGGCCAGAUAAAAAGAAGAGCCCUGACUUGCACGCCUGCAAGUCCUGAACUUUGGUGACUGAGGCAGGAGGAUUACCUUUAGUUCAAGGCUAGACAGGGCUUCAUAGUGAGACCCUGACUCAAAACAAAAUAAAUCAAAAAGUUACCAAAUGAAACCCCAACAGUAUAGUUAGGGGAGAAAGGAAAAAUGUAUGGCGGAGGUGGUAAAGUGAAGGGGGGACAUAAGGAGGUGAUCUCUGUCUAGACCACUGGGCUCCAUCAUCCUCAGGCCACCCCAAGGCCCAGGGCUCUCUGGUCCAUUGCUCUUUGGCCACCCCAAGGCCCAGGGCUCUGUGGUCCACUGCUCUCCAGCCCCUGGACAGUUGACUCAGCACCUUUCUGCUUCCCCUUUUCCCAUCCUCCCCUCUAACUGCCAGCAUGGUUAGUGGCGUAGGCAGGACUGCUCAUCCAGGCCCAGGCUGAAUGCUUUUCACUGAAUUGUGACUUUUUGUCCUAGGGUCCCAGCCAGUGUCCUCAACUUGGGGCUCCUACUCUCAGCCCCAGUCACCUGAAUGAUGUCCUUGUCUCCUAACAUUUUUUCCCCCUUAGAGAUAAGGUUUCUCUGUGCAGCUCUGGCUUUCCUCUCCUGGAACUUACUAUGUAGACCAGGCUGCCCUCGAAGUCUGAGAUUUGCGAGACUCUGCCACCCAAAUGCUAGUUUUUUUUUUUUUUAAAGAUUUAUUUAUUGUUAUAUGUAAGUACACUGUAGCUGUUUUCAGACAGACCAGAGAACAGAGAAGGGUGUCAGAUCUCAUUACAGAUGGUUGUGAGCCACCAUGUGGUUGCUGGGAUUUGAACUCAGGACCUUUGGAAAAGCAGUCAGUGCUCCUAACCGCCGAGCCGUCUCUCCAGCCCCAAAUGCUAGGUUUAAAGACGAGCUUCACUCCUGCCUGGCUUGUCCUCUAACAUCUUUAAUUAAUUAACUUAACUAAUUACUUUAGAUACAGGGUCUCACUGUGACAUUCUGACUGGCUUGGAAUUUGCUACGUAGGCUAGUGUGGCCUCAGACUCAGAGAUCGGCCUGCCUCUCCUCCCCAGUGCUGGGAUUAAAGCCGUGCCCCACUGUUCCAUUUAUCCUGCCUUUUCUGACUUAUUGGUUCCGUGCCAUGGUUUGGACGUGGGUGUCAGUUUGUUCUUCUGCCGUGUGGGACCUGGGAAUCGACCAGGGUCAUCGGGUGCCUUUGCUUUUCUUUUAAGCUGUCUUCUAACCUGUUUGUUUUGUGUUGUGUUUUGUUUUUGAUCGUAGUGGUGGUGUUUUGAGAUAGGGCCUCAUAUCACUAUAUAGCCAAGGAUGUCCUUGAACUCCCAAGCUUCCUGCCUCCACCUCAGUGCUGUUUGUGCAUGAGUGUGUGCGCAUGCACAUACACGUUGUUGUUGUUGUUGUUGUUUUGAGACAGUUGUUCAGUAGCCCAGGCUUGCUGCAAUAGUCUUAGUCUUCCUGUCUUAGUCAGGAGUUAACAGGCAUGGGCUACCACAGCUGACAUUGUCUUUUCACCUUUUCUGGCUCUUGGAGCUUGGGGAGGAACAGUAAAGAAGUCAAGGACUCUGACAGAAGCUGGAGGAGGUAGGGGAAGCUUAAAGGCAAAGGUAAACAUAGACCUCGGGGUAAGAAGGUACUCAAGAGUGCUGCAGGCCUAGCGCUGUGAUCUGGAGUUCACAGGGUUUCUUGGGUACUGAGCCCCCACCUCUGUACGUACACACACACACACACACACACACACACACACACACACUCUGCUAGUGAGGGAUCUCUUUUGGGCUUUGACUGAGUGUAAGUAGAAGAGUUAGAGGGUUCGGAUCCUGGCCUCUGAGUUGAUGGUGUCUGAAGAGGCAUCCUGGCCCCCACCCCCAGCCAAUCUAAUAGGGGAAUCUCCUGCUUUGCCAUCCCUGCUCCCCCAUGACUGCUCUGAAGACAGCAGCUCCAACACCCGUUGUCAUGGUUAUGAGAGGAGCUAACUCCCAUAGAUUGGAAAGCGCUGGUGAGCUGGCACCCUCUGCUUCACUGGUCCUCCCCUCUCUCUGCGCAUCUUCCCCCGGCACAGAGAAAUCGUACAGCAGCCCGGGGGCGAGCAGAGCUAAGGCUGGAAGGUGGAGUGAGGACGCAGAGCUCUAGAGCUAGGGAGAUGAGUGGGAACAGGAGGCAGCCCAGUCGCCGGGGUCAGACCCGGGAAAAGGAGAAGAUGAAGGAAGCUAAAGAUGCCCGCUAUACCAACGGCCACCUCUUCACCACCAUCUCCGUCUCCGGCAUGACCAUGUGCUAUGCCUGUAACAAGAGCAUCACAGCCAAGGAAGCCCUCAUUUGUCCUACAUGUAACGUGACCAUCCACAACCGCUGUAAAGACACCCUGGCCAACUGUACCAAGGUCAAGCAGAAGCAACAGAAAGCUGCACUGCUGAGGAACAACACUGCUUUGCAGUCUGUCUCCCUUCGAACGACCACCAGAGAGCGGCCAACGUCUGCCAUUUACCCUUCCGACAGCUUCCGGCAGUCCCUCCUGGGUUCUCGGCGGGGCCUCUCCUCCUUAUCUUUGGCCAAAAGUGUUUCCACUACCAACAUUGCUGGACAUUUCAAUGAUGAGUCUCCUCUGGGGCUGCGUCAGAUCCUCUCCCAGUCCACAGACUCCCUCAACAUGCGGAACCGAACCCUGUCCGUGGAAUCCCUUAUUGAUGAAGGUGUAGAAGUGUUCUACAAUGAGCUGAUGAGCGACUUUGAGAUGGAUGAGAAGGACUUUGAGGCGGAUUCUUGGAGCCUUGCCGUGGACAGCAGCUUCCUGCAGCAGCACAAAAAGGAAGUGAUGAAGAAGCAAGAUGUCAUCUAUGAGCUGAUCCAGACAGAGCUGCACCACGUGAGAACCUUGAAGAUUAUGACCCGCCUCUUUCGCACUGGGAUGCUGGAAGAGUUGCAGAUGGAGCCAGAAGUGGUCCAGGGCCUGUUCCCCUGCGUGGAUGAACUCAGUGACAUUCACACACGUUUCCUUAAUCAGCUUCUGGAACGGCGGCGCCAGGCUCUAUGUCCAGGCAGCACCCGGAACUUUGUCAUCCAUCGUUUGGGUGACUUGCUCAUCAGUCAGUUCUCAGGUUCCAAUGCUGAGCAGAUGCGCAAGACCUACUCAGAGUUCUGCAGCCGCCACACCAAGGCCUUAAAGCUCUAUAAGGAGCUGUAUGCUCGAGACAAACGCUUCCAACAGUUCAUCCGGAAAAUGACCCGCUCAGCUGUGUUGAAGCGGCAUGGAGUUCAGGAAUGCAUUCUCCUGGUGACUCAGCGGAUCACCAAAUACCCUGUGCUCAUCAACAGAAUCCUGCAGAAUUCCCACGGGGUUGAAGAAGAGUACCAAGACUUGGCGUCAGCCCUAGGACUAGUGAAGGAGUUGUUGUCCAAUGUGGACCAGGAUGUGCACGAGCUGGAGAAAGAGGCCCGCCUGCAGGAGAUUUACAACCGAAUGGAUCCCCGGGCUCAGACCCCCGUACCUGGCAAGGGCCCCUUCGGCCGAGAUGAACUUUUACGGAGAAAACUUAUCCAUGAAGGCUGCCUGCUCUGGAAGACAGCCACAGGCCGCUUCAAAGAUGUCCUGUUGCUGCUGAUGACAGAUGUGCUCGUGUUUCUCCAGGAAAAGGACCAGAAAUACAUUUUCACGUCUCUGGACAAGCCCUCAGUGGUGUCCUUGCAGAACCUCAUCGUAAGAGACAUAGCCAACCAGGCGAAAGGGAUGUUUCUGAUUAGUUCUGGACCGCCUGAGAUGUAUGAGGUGCAUGCAGCGUCCCGAGACGACCGGACUACCUGGAUCCGUGUCAUCCAGCAGAGUGUGCGCCUGUGCCCGUCCAGGGAGGACUUUCCUCUGAUCGAGACAGAGGAUAAGGCGUAUCUCCGGAGGAUCAAGACGAAACUGCAGCAGAAAAACCAGGCGCUAGUGGAGCUGCUACAGAAGAAUGUUGAGCUGUUUGCCGAGAUGGUCCACUUCCAGGCCUUAAAGGCUGGCUUCGUUGGAAUGCCCCCACCCGCCCUGCCCAGGGGCCUUUUCCGUCUUGAGUCCUUUGAGUCCCUCCGAGGCGAGCGCCUGCUAAAGGAUGCCCUCCGUGAAGUGGAAGGCCUGAAAGACCUGCUGUUGGGCCCAUGUGUGGACCUGCCUAUGACAUCCCGAGAACCAGCCUUACCCUUGGACUCUGACAGCGGUAGCUGUCCUGGGGUCACUGCCAAUGGAGAGGCCAGAACCUUCAAUGGCUCCAUUGAACUCUGUAGAGCAGACUCGGAUUCCAGCCAGAAGGAUCGGAAUGGAAAUCAGUUGAGAUCACCACAGGAGGAGGUGUUACAGCCAUUGAUCAAUCUUUAUGGACUUCUACAUGGCCUGCAGGCUGUUGUGGUCCAGCAGGAAAGACUGAUGGAAGCCCUGUUCCCUGAGGGCCCUGAACGGUGGGAAAAGCUAUCCCGAGCCAACUCUCGGGAUGGUGAAGCUGGCCGGGCUGCGGUUGCUUCUGUAACUCCUGAGAAGCAGGCCACGGAGCUGGCACUACUGCAGAGGCAACACACCCUGUUGCAGGAAGAGCUGCGGCGCUGCCAGCGGCUCGGGGAAGAGCGGGCAACUGAAGCUGGCAGCCUGGAGGCCAGGCUCCGAGAGAGCGAGCAAGCCCGGGCCCUGCUGGAGCGGGAGGCUGAAGAGAUCCGCCGGCAGCUUGCAGCCUUGGGCCAAAACGAGCCACUCCCGGCAGAAGCGCCCUGGGCUCGCAGGCCUCUGGACCCACGGCGCCGCAGCCUUCCAGCGGGCGACGCUUUAUACUUGAGCUUCAAUCCCCCCCAGCCCAGUCGAGGCCAUGACCGCCUGGAUUUGCCUGUGACUGUUCGUUCCCUCCACCGACCCUUUGAUGACCGAGAGGCGCAAGAACUUGGUAGCCCCGAGGAUCGACUACAGGACAGCAGUGACCCUGAUACUGGUAGUGAGGAGGAAGUCAGUAGCCGCCUGUCUCCACCUCACAGUCCUCGAGACUUCACCCGAAUGCAGGACAUUCCUGAAGAGACAGAAAGCCGAGAUGGGGAGCCCACAGCUUCAGAGAGCUAAGGGGACACUUCCCCCACCCCCGCCUGGUGCCCCACUGAAGAACAUUAGUAAAGGGGGCAAACCUUGAAAGAACUGCUGAUUGUCCUUACCAGUUCCUGAGACCCCUGGAUACCUAGGGGCCAUGGGGACUUGGGGACAUAGAGGCCACUGCACUCCUGGUGUCCUCCAACAGCCACACCGCAGAUGCCAACUUUUCAUGCCUUCUCCCCCUACUUAGGAAAAAUUAUUUAUUUAUUGUUUAAUGGUUACAGGGGGCGGGCAGGGAGUAAUUUAAAGGGCCAGGGACAUGGGAACCAAGCCAUAAGUAUUGGAGAGCCUCUCCUCUAAUACCACUGGGAUAUGUUUGGCCUUAGCCACACAGCCUAACACCCACCCCAGUGACACCCAUCUGUGGCCACAGCCUACUGCCCCUUUAAGGAGGGCUGUGGGUAGGACCAUGUCCCUUCCCCCACUCCCCCUAGCCUCUUUCUGCUCUUCGUUCUCAUCAUCCUCCAUGGAAAUCUGGCUCCUUGGAGUUGAUGGAGCAGAGGCUAGGGCGGCCAUAAUGUAUGGGGGAGGGGAAGGAAGAACCUACAGGGACCAGAAUGUUUGGUUUUUAGUUUUUGUUUUUUUGUUUUUGUACCAAAGCCAACCACACCUGUUUUAUAUUUUUAAAAGAAGAUUGUAGGCACUUCUAGCUCCAUAUCUUUGAACUUGAGGAAUUAGGGAGACAGUGACUUAUUUCAUUGACCGUCAGGGGGCUCCUAUUCAGAACUCUUCCUCAGCCAUUUGGAAGAAGCUCUAAGGUGGGUUGGGAAACCUCUACGAACCCUCACCUCAUCUCCCACAGCGGCAACGUUUGAAACGUAAGCAAGAAUUGAGGGAGGGGGAUUUUUUUUUCAAUGCAACCCUAAUGUCCACCAGCGAUAGCCAUUUGUCUGCAAAUUUAAUUGUUAAAAAACAAAACAAAGCAAACAGUAACAACAAAGAAAAGAGAAAGAGAGAGAGAGAGAGAGAGAGAGAGAGAGAGCUCAAGCAGGGAAAAGACCUAAAGCGCAUGAGGUGCUGACUCAGUGCCCGAUCCAAGGACUGCGGUGCAUGCAGCCAGGCAGUGACCACGGUUUCUGAAAAGGGGCUGUCACUACCUCACUGAAGAGGGCAUGAAUGGAUGCAGCUGCUCAAACUCUUAUUAAAAAUCUUAAAAUUGCAAGGCUGGAAAUGAAGCGCCGUUCAGCCUCCAGCGGCUGUUAAUGAUGCACACAUUAGAAAACUCGUUUGCAUCUUAUUCAUCUGCCAUGCUUGGAUAGCACAUCUGGUUCUUGCCACCCCUCUGUUCCCCUCCCUGCCCCUCCCAUUUUCAUGCCCACCCUGGCUUAGGUCUCUGAGCAGCAGCCUGUACCGCUCUGUCUCUUGGAGAGGCCGUAAGUGGUUUCAGUUCUUGGUUUUGGCUUAUUCCACUUCCUGUUUCUAGGCCCUACGCUUAGGCCACGGGGCAGGGACAGGGAAUGCCCAUCCCCACAACCUGAGAAGCGGGGUGUGAAGAAGGGUCUCAGGACCCCACCGAAAAGGGGAAUUGAAGUUGCGUGGGCUGCAGCAGGCCUUGUGGGAAGCAUCCUUGCCCUCCAGCAGCUUCUGGCCCUCAGGAGGCACUUUCUCUCUAAAUCAUGGGAUUCUUCGGCUAUAGGAAUUGUUUUAUAAAUUUAUUUACUUUAGUAUUUAUUAUCUUUGAGACAAGGUCUUGCAGUGAAGCCCAGGCUGGCCUUGGAUUCAAGGCAAUCCUCUUGCUUCGGCCUCCCAAAUGCUGCAAUUACAGGCGCAAGCCAGUAUGCCCAGCCCACUGUGUUUUUCUUUUACAUAAUGGGUGCAAAAAAGUUGCCAGGCCAAAAAACCAGCCCCCACUUCCUCUGCCUGACAAAUGCCUCAGAUUCAAGCCCCCCGAUGCUCAGCAGCUGUGCUGGAGGCAGCGCUAAGCACCGGGGCCCAAGCAUGCGAAGGUCAGGUGGACGAGACUAUUACAGAGUCUGGAGAAGAGCAGGACAGUUUCCCAGCCUUCCCCAGAGGGGCCGGGAGGAAAACCUAGAACCUGAGAUGGAUCUUCAGAGUAGGAGUUGGGAGAGCCUGGGCUCCUUCCAUUGCCUUAUUACCAUAGCCGCAGUCCAGCAUCAGCCAGAGCCUUUCCCUUCCUCCUGUCAUCAUCUGUCCCUUCCUUGUCCCCCUCCCUGAUCCCACUUUCUGAACCUAAAGUCUUCAUUUUUGCCCCCACCGUCCUCCCUCCCACCCCCGCUGCCAUUUCAAAGCCCUGUGACUGCUCUGAGAACCAGGGUCCUGCUAGCUUUUUGCUUAAACCACAUAGCUCCCUUAGAGGAGGCUCUAGACCUGGGCAUGCCGCGCUCCACUUUCCACCCCCUUUUCUCCAUGCUGCCCCCUCCAAGUCAGGGCUACACACCGUUCCUUGAGUUGGUUUUGUCAAUAUUUACCCCCUGGGCACUGUAAAGCAGAUGCCCCCAGAAAAGGCAAUAUCCGGACCCAGCGGGACCUGAGGGGGCAGGAGGAAGGAUGCUCAGGCGCGGGAGGAUUACCCACCUUCCUGGAUGGCUGGGAGUAGAACUGGCAUUUUGGAGCCAGUUUAAACAUCAUAAAGAGGAAAUGAAACAUCGAGAGGCUAAUUAAAUCUUGUUCCCGUCCUUUAA